AUGGCAAACUCUCCGUCAUCUGUCCCUCCCUUUUUUGGGCCAACUGAAAACCUCAGUGCCGAGGAACGGGCCGAGCAAUGGCGCCGUGAACAGGCCGAAAUUAUUCGUUGGAAGUAUCGGUAUACGAAGGUGGACGCUAUCAAACCGGGUGAAACAGUAGAAGCGUACCAGAUACGAUGCCUCAACAAACGGUUGAUUCAUUUGGAGCGUGAAAAAGCUCAGAAAGAGCUUAAACUGAAAAUUUACAAUGCUCCCGUGCAUCGUCGUGAAGCCGAAAUUGUUCGUGGCUGCAUUCUGCGGAUGCUUGACGAUGCUGUCAGGUAUGAUCGACAGAUUGAAGCCGCUAAGACGGACAUGAACGAGCUGAUGUCGCAGAUAAAGCGUGCUAACAUUGAGCUAGACUCAGCAAUCAAAGCAGUCCCUUCAGACUUUGUGUACGGGGAGGCGUUGGAAAAAUCACGCUCCGAGCUCGCUGCCAUCGAAAGCCGACUUCAUAAUGCACGCACGCUUGAAGGAAAACUGCAUACAGACAAUCGAAAGCUUCGGUGCGAGAUCGAAAACAUGCUCGGCGAGCGAAAGCUGUAUAAUCAGCAGUGGCAGCAAUAUGUAGCUGAGUUAAACCAGAACAGGAAGUUUCUACUCGAUAUGAUCGAACGGGCAACGUUGGCCUUCAAUCAGGGUGAAGACCUGUGCUAUCGGAUCGAUUCACUGAAAGCCCAGGAAACCCGAGACAAGCGAUCCCGUGUUCAGGAGAUGAUUGAAGUGGAGCGACAGAUUGUUGGCACACGUCAUAUAAAUGCGUUCCUGCGCACAAAAGGAUUCCAGCGAGGUGUUGCAGAACUAGAUCCAAGGUUGGUCCGCAAGCGCAAUCUGUUCAAAACAUUCCAAGGUGAAAAAAUCGAUCGUUAUGGUGCAAUCAUCGGCAAUACGAUGGAGUACUUACACCUGGACGCUAUUCAGGACGUACUGUUGGAGAUAGAAAAACAACAGGACAAGUACACCGCACUGUUCCGGUACAUGAACAUAACGAAUGCCAAAAUUGAGGAAGCCAAUGGAAUCGCACGCGAUCUCGAGAAAGAUAGCGAGCGGCUGCAUGAAGGUGAAAAACGGAAAAGACUUUCGGAUGAGCGGAACCUGAAACAGGAUAUGCAACAGCUACUGUCCGCCCAGCAGCACUCGCUAGAACUGAACGAAGAAGUCCGCCAUCAGCAGGAUGCGUUGGAAAUAAAGCUCGCCACUGUUGAGCAAGCUCUGUCGGUGGUAGGAUUUGAUCGUGCAAAAAUAUCGCAGCUCAUGGCAGCAACUACCAGCACCGAUCGCAGCCGUAUCACGGAAGAGAUCUUGAUGAAUGCCCUUUCGGCCAUUGAACGCAAGGUACUUGGGUUGGUUUACAUGAGUGCCGAUGGUACGACGAUGGAAGAAGAUGCACCCAUCAGUACCCUGUACGGUAGCCAACAGUGUGCCGAAUGUGCCGAGGGCCAGGACGUGAAUCAGCACGACGAACGUAUCGUACUUCCGACUGAGCAUCCGAAACUGGUGGAGAAUGUGCGAAAGCGUAUCACGGCACCGGAAAUGCAAUAUCGUCUUCACACGCUCAGUCAAUGCAAACUGCCCCGUUCGCGGAUGUUGGUGAACAAGCGAUACCAGUAG
Molecule: messenger RNA, 1650 nt
Organism: Anopheles maculipalpis
Lineage: Eukaryota; Metazoa; Arthropoda; Insecta; Diptera; Culicidae
Exons: 1
Coding region: 1-1650 (549 amino acids)
Source: RefSeq, a predicted model, not a curated record